Suncus etruscus (white-toothed pygmy shrew) is the source of this 943-nucleotide messenger RNA. RefSeq names its product caspase 14 (gene CASP14). Gene Ontology annotation, biological process: proteolysis. NCBI's taxonomy places the organism in Eukaryota, Metazoa, Chordata, Mammalia, Eulipotyphla, Soricidae. The record is from RefSeq and is a predicted model, not a curated record. Bases 79 to 822 code for a protein of 247 amino acids. The transcript is spliced from 7 exons. Gene Ontology annotation, molecular function: cysteine-type endopeptidase activity.
GCACUGACUUGGAGGAGCAGCUUCUAGAUUCAGAUCACCUGGACAGUUCUAAUUGCUGCUCUCGGGACUGCAAGAGACAUGAGCAGCCCUCCACCUUUGGAAGAGGAAGUGUAUGACAUGUCAGGGGCCCGCCUGGCACUGACUCUCUGCGUCACUAAGGCCCGGGAAGGUUGCGAGGCUGACCUGGACGCCCUGGAACGCAUGUUCGCCAAACUGGGGUUUGAGAGCACCACGAAGAGAGACCCCACUGCCCAGCAAUUCCACGAGGAGCUGAAGAAGUUCCAGGAGGCCAUGGACGCGCGUCAGGACUUCGUCAGCUGCGCCUUCGUGGUGCUCAUGGCGCACGGCAGGGAAGGGCUGCUCAAGGGGGAGGACGGGCAGAUGGUGGAGCUGCAGCAGCUCUUCGAGGCGCUGAACAACAAGAACUGCCUGGCCCUGAGGGGCAAGCCCAAGGUGUACAUCAUACAGGCCUGCAGAGGAGAGCAAAGGGACCCCGGGGAAAGCCUGGGGGGAGCAAGCCCGGGCGAUGACCAGCUCGCACUGCUGACCACGGACACUGUGCAGACCAUCCCCACCUACACGGACGCCCUGCACAUCUACUCCACCAUGGAGGGGUACAUCGCCUACAGGCAUGACCAGGACGGUUCCUGCUUCAUCCAGACCCUGGUGGACGUGUUCACAGAAUACCAAGGGCCCAUCCUGGAGCUGCUGACUGAGGUGACGCGGAGGAUGGCCGAGGCGGAGCUCAUUCAGGAGGGGAAGCCGAGGAAGGUGAACCCCGAGAUCCAGAGCACACUCCGGAAAGUUCUCUAUCUGUACUAGGGAGGUGGCCACGGCUGCCCUCUGGAGACCUGGAGGCAGGCCCCUCCCGCUCCCCCAGAACCCUCUCCCCCCGACACAGCGACCUCUCCACCUGUUUCAACCCUCGCGGGUGGGCGUUCAC